AUGGUCUCGCCUCUCUGGAUCGCUGCCGACAAUGGAGACGUCGACCAGGUCCACCACUUGCUCACAGAAGCCAGUGCCAUCGACAUUGAGAUCAAGGAUGAUACCGGCUCCACGCCGCUCGUGCAGGCCGCGAAACACGGACACAUCGACAUCGCCAGGGCCCUCUUGAAUGCAGGCGCCGACCCCACGGUCUCUACGAGCCAUGGAAGCAUUGAACAGCUCACCACGGACGACACUAUACUUGAGCUCAUUGCAGAGGCUCGUGACAAAAAAUCACUGCCCGACACUGACUCAUCAGCCCCAGCCCCAGUUCCCGUCCCCGCUUCCGCGCCCACUUCUGAACAACAGUAUAUGCCUCAUGUGCCGGAAAGCUAUUCGCAGGAAUACCCUGCGUAUGGUCAGGUGCCGCCGCAUCCGGGCUCGUACAUGUAUUAUCCACCUCCGUUCCCCGGCGCGAUGCUUUCCGAUGGCUCCCCCGCUCCAUAUUACCCUCCUCCACCCCCACCCAAUAGCAUGGCUCAGCCACCAGAGAAUGCGGGCAACGGUAGUUUACCUCCUCCAGAAAUUGCUCGAUUAAUUCCGUGUCGUUACUACCCCGCCUGCCGCUACGGGCCUUCCUGCAUAUUCGCUCAUCCACAAGGACCUUUCUUCCCCGGUCCACUUCCGCCUCCAGCGCAGUAUUCCGCUCCCUAUGACCAAAUGGUUCAGCCGCACUAUGGCGGUUACUACGGUAUGCCCCAACCACCUUACCCCCAGCCUCCUCCAUCAGCAAACGUAACAUCUCCACCUCAAAACCCGUCAGAGUCGCCUUUGGCACAGCCCCAGCACGGUCGCUCGGGAUCAGAGGCUGUAUCGCCGAUGCAGACUCCUUUCAGCCCAGCGGGAAUGCCGCCGCCGCCUGUACCGUAUGGCGUACCAGUUCCAGGCGGCUAUCCUCAGCAUGGUCAGAUGCCGGUCCAGCCGAUGCCUAUGGGUGUUUCCCCGUCCCAGCAGCCCGGACCCCAGCCAAACGGUGUUAUUUACUCUCCCGCUUCGCCUGUUUCGCAGCCGCCCUCUAUGCAUAGGCGCGAUCCAUCCCUCCUUAACGGAGCAACGCAGUAUCCGCAGAUCGACAAUUCUGCGACGAAUCCUGCGCAGUCGUUGCAGAUUCCGCCCCAACAGGAUGCUUACGCAAACGUCGCACGACCGCAUCUCCGCGAGGGAGCCAAUCAUCUCAGGCGCGGCAGCAUCCGCCGAAUGUCAGCCGCAGGCUCUGCCAACAACCGAAAACCACCGUGUGCGUUUUUCCCGUCAGGCAGGUGUCGUAAUGGUGAUGCAUGCAAGUUCCCACAUAUCCUGCCUGAAUCUGGUGAUGUUCCGCAGGGACAUUACAUGUCAAGAUUCGCGGGGCGUGCGCGUGCACAAACCCAACCGCAGACUGAUCAGCUACACGAAAAAAUGGCGGAACUCAGUCUACGACCGGAUGGCACACCUAACACCUCCCAACCGAACGGACACAUCCAACCAAACGGGUUUCCGCGACCCAACCACUUCAAACCAAAUGGCGUACGCCACGAAAAGCGUGGGGGUCCGAAUGGACGUUCGAACCAUCAGCAACCUCAGCAGCGCUUACCGAGCGCGGAUGACUUUCCCGUACUUGGUGGUACGAUGACGCCGCCUGCACGUAGCCCAAUUACAAAUCCACUAAACGGACCAACUGCUGCGCAGGUCUUAAAAGCUCCGCCGCCGCCCUCCACGAAAAGUGACAAAGCUUCGUCGGUGCGCACGGGCUCCUCGUCGGGACCGUCAGAGAACGGGUCGGUCACGAAGGAUCCGGACGAACCCCCAAACGGCGAGAUUAGUGGCGUUAACGGUGUUAACGGCAAUGGGAUGAAUGGCUCCGCUCCUGAGAUCAAACCACUGUCGUUUGCUGCUGUCGCCACGGUCGCCACUAGCCCUGGUUCCGCUGGUACCGUCUCUGUCUCUGCGUAG
Fomitiporia mediterranea MF3/22 is the source of this 1971-nucleotide messenger RNA. RefSeq lists its product as uncharacterized. The record is from RefSeq and is a predicted model, not a curated record. NCBI's taxonomy places the organism in Eukaryota, Fungi, Basidiomycota, Agaricomycetes, Hymenochaetales, Hymenochaetaceae. The transcript is spliced from 6 exons. The coding region runs from base 1 to 1971 and encodes 656 amino acids. Gene Ontology annotation, molecular function: metal ion binding; protein binding.